This is a messenger RNA of Megalops cyprinoides (Indo-Pacific tarpon), 3197 nucleotides long. It is a transcript of the gene plekhm3, whose product is annotated as pleckstrin homology domain containing, family M, member 3. The record is from RefSeq and is a predicted model, not a curated record. The transcript is spliced from 8 exons. NCBI's taxonomy places the organism in Eukaryota, Metazoa, Chordata, Actinopteri, Elopiformes, Megalopidae. The coding region runs from base 561 to 2699 and encodes 712 amino acids.
UGACGGAACAGAAACUGACAGAUUGUAAACAGAAUCAGAUCUCCCUGUGGUGACAUGACCUGACUCCAGCCGGGAGCACUGUCCUGGUUGCCCUGUGCCUCCUUUGUGGACCCCCUCUUCUGAGAGCUGUGGGCCAACCCUCUGUUCCCCAGAGAUACCAGGAGGAACAUGGGAGUUGGCACGUUGGGAAUUAUGGGAGAGCAGGGCGGUAUUUGAAUUUAAUGGCAUGCAAGGGCCCAGCACGAGCCAGUUCCUCAAACCCUAACGCUAUUGCUUACACACUGAAACAUUUCUCAUUAGCCCAUUGGCAGAAUUGGUAAACCAGAGUCUCUUGAUAGAGGGAUUGUUUGGCUUGGAAAGAGACCCGGCCUUCUAGGAACAGCAGACGACGGCUGAAUCCCUCUUGGACGCGGGUGGCAGAUGCUCCGUCUGCCUGGACCUGAGGCAUUUGGAUCCUCUCCUGCCCAGACUCUCAGACACAAAAAAAAACCCGCCCUCUUAGGCUGAGCCAUUUGCUGCAUCCUUUGUCGUCCCACCCGCACGCCGCCCUGGCGCUGGAGAUGAUGGAGGGGCUGGAGGUGGAGGACAUCAGCCCCGCCCUGGAGGUGACGGAGGACUUCCUGCACUGCCUGGAGGGCGUCCCGCCGGAGAAGCUGCAGGAUGUGUCUGCCGUGGGCCGGCUGAGCUCCAGCGGGGUGUGGGGGCUGCUGGCCGCCGAGCAGCUGGAAGUGUCCCCCAGGAGCGUGGCCUGGGCCGACCAGCCGUCCUCGUUCGGCUUCUUCGGCAGCCGGCAGGGCAAGCGGAGCCGGGCGCGCUCCACCAACGACCUGGCCGCCCACGCCAAGGAGGGUGGCUCCUCCAACGCCGCCUUCAAGCGCGGGCACAACCGCUCCCGCUCCGACGCCAACUACAGGUCCUACACCGACAACGGGGUGCCGGCCGUGGACAAAAACGCGCUGAAGAACAUGGCGGCCCUCAACGACAAGAGAGAAGUGGAUAAGGUGAGCAGCCCCAGCCUGGUGAAGCAGGGGGAGAUGGAGCAGCGGGAGGGCACGUCCGGCCGCUGGACGUCCUGCCACGUGGAGCUGACCCCCUGUGAGCUGCGGCUCUACAGCCUGGACAGCAGCGGGAACCGGCAGCUGUGCACGGCCUACUCGCUGUCGCACUGCCACGGCGUGGGCGCGCCCCUCCCCCAGGACCCCCGCGUGCUGCAGGCCCUCUUCUUCAGCAGCACCCGCCUGCAGCUGCGCGCCCCCUGCCAGUGGGAGGCGCUGGACUGGCGCCGCAGCCUGUGGGAGCGCGUGCUGGCGGCCCGGCCCGCCCAGCGGAAGGGGGAGGAGCCGGCGCAGCAACUUCCCGCCGCGCAGGCCCCCGUCUCCGCCUCGGUGUCGGCCCCCCGCCCCCUGACCCGGCCCACCGCCCUGCCCCUCUUCACCCAGCGCUGCCGGGACCUGCUGAAGGCCGGCCUCCUCUACCAGCUGACCGACCUCAACAACUGGCGGGCGUUCACCUUCGUGCUGAGCGCCACCCGCCUGCAGGCCUUCCCCACCGAGGGGCGGGGCCCCGUCUCCGAGCCCGUGCUGCGCUACCCGCUGUCGGGCUGCCUGGCGGUGCAGCGGGACGGCGGGGCGGAGGGCGGAGGCGGGGGGACCGCCCGCUUCCAGGUGGUCUUCCCCAACGAGGUGCUCCGCCUGCGGGCGGAGACUGAGCGCGAGGCCCAGGACUGGGUGGAGGCCCUGCGCACGGCCGCGGCGGCCCAGCGGCCACAGGAGGGCGACGCCGCCCCCGCCCCCACCCCCGCCCCGGCCGUGGUGCUGCGGAGCAAGCCCAGCCGGGAGCGCCGGCAGAGGGACGCCCAGCGCAGCAAGCGGCAGUCCGUCACCACCAGCUUCCUGGGCAUCCUCACCCGCCUGGCCGUGGAGAAGGGCCUGACCGCUCAGAGCUUCCGCUGUGCAGGCUGCCAGAGGCCGGUGGGGCUCUCUCGGGGGAAGGCCAAAGUGUGCCACUACAGCGGCUGGUACUAUUGCCACAGCUGCCACGAGGACGACCUCUUCCUCAUCCCCGCCCGGCUGCUGCACAACUGGGACACCACCCGGCACAAGGUGUCGAAGCAGGCCAAGGAGUUCCUGGAGUUUGUGUACGAGGAGCCGCUGCUGGACGUGCAGCAGCUGAACCCCAGCCUGUACGAGCACUGCGAGGCGCUGGCCGCCGUGCUGCGCCUCCGUCAGCGACUGCAGUCCCUCAGGGCCUACCUGUUCAGCUGCCGCGCCGCCGUGGCCGACGACCUGCGCCGCAGGAUUUUCCCUCGGGAAUACCUCCUUCAGCACAUCCACCUGUACUCACUGUCUGACCUGCAGCAGGUGAUAGAUGGGAAGCUGGCCCCCUUCCUCUCCAAGGUGAUAAAGUUCGCCAGCUCCCACGUCUACAGCUGCAGCCUGUGCAGCGAGAAGGGCUUCAUUUGCGAGCUCUGCCACAACGGCCAGGUCAUCUACCCCUUCCAGGAGAGCGCCACCAAGAGGUGUGAGGGCUGCGGGGCAGUGUUCCACUCGGAGUGCCGGAUGCGGGCCCAGCCCUGCCCCCGCUGCGUCCGCAGGGAGCUGCACCAGAAACCCUCGUCCUUCUGGAAGAACCUGGAGCCAGGGGACAGCCCCACCGAUGACACUUUCAGCAGCUUCGAGCUGCCCUACCAGGACACCUGAGAGAGAGGGGAGAGGAGAGAGCGGAGGGGGGCCCAGGGGAUUUCAGCUGUGGUGCACAGAGAACCGAGCAGAAGGAUAAAAUAGCCUCCAUCAAAGACGUGUGUGUGUGUAUAUGUGUGUGUGUGUUUGUGUGCACUUAUCACAGAGAGUUCACUGCGUGUGUGAAUGAGUGUAUGUUUGUGUCCAUUUGUUAGAGAGAGCUGACUGUGAGUGUAUGUGUGUGUUUGUGUUCAGAGGCUCCUCGGUAUACAGGUAGUGAUGGAACUGGUGGAUGUUUAGAGUGAAGGGGGAUGGGGGGAUCUCUGGCCCACAGACCUGUCCCGCUGCAGACCUCUCUCACCUGAGAGAGAGAGACGUACACAAAGACACUUCGCAAGUCUCCCUCAAGAAGCACUGCUCCAUAAUGAGACCAAAUUACCCUCUCCUUUCAUCUAGAAAAUUACUGCUGGGUCCAGCAACAUCACGCGUACGCGCGCACACACACACACACACACACAC